CUGUUGGUGGACGAAGACGUACAGCAAACAACGCACAUUUUUUGACGGGGUACUUUUUUAGUACGAAUAAUUUUAUCGUAACUCUAAAAUGGCUAAUCAACAAUCACUAACAGAUAAACAAAUUGAGAAAUUUCUCUCUUGUUGUGAUAGCAACGAUGAAUUUGAAAGCGAUGACAGUGAAAUAGGUUGUGACACAGAAGUUGAGGAAGAGGAUUUCGUUGCAAACACCAGCUCAUCAGAUGAAGCAACUGAUGAGGAUGAAGAUAACGUUAUUACAUGUGAGAAAACUAUACUUCGAGGGAAAAAUGGUCAUAAAUGGUCAUCAGUUAAAGGUACAACUCAUCAUUAUGGGCUAAAUAUCGUACAUAAAAGUCGAGGGCCUACCCGUCAGUGUAAAAACAUAAUUGAUCCGAUCGACUGUUUCAAACUGUUCAUAACAGGAGAUAUCGUCGACGAAGUUGUAAAGUGGACAAAUGUUGAAAUAAAUCAACGCCAAUCAAUCUUACUAGCAAAUACGGAUCAGACACAACGGCGUAACACAAAUGCAAAUGAAAUAUAUGCAGUUAUGGGUAUAUUGGUGUUGACCGCUGUUAAAAAAGAUCAGCAUUUAUCUGUGGAGGAAUUAUUUGACAGGUGUUAUUCUGGAUCCAUCUACGCAAGCGUUCUCACCAAAGCCAGAUUUCAAUUUCUUAUGUCCUGCCUACGGUUCGACGAUAAAUCUCUGCGCCUGCAAUUAGUGGGUGAUGAAUUCGCACCCAUCAGAAAAAUAUGGGAAAUAUUUGUAAAAAAAUGCAGGGAAAAUUACAGUCCUGGUCCAUACCUUACAGUGGACGAACAGCUUUUGGCUUUCCGAGGCAAGUGCAGUUUCAAGAUGUAUAUCCCGAAUAAGCCUGCCAAAUAUGGAAUUAAAAUGGUGAUGUUAUGUGAUAGUGGAACCAAGUAUAUGGUGGACGCAAUUCCAUAUUUGGGCAAACAUUCGAACAAUACUACAAUGCCUCUUGGAGAGUUCUAUGUGAAAGAGCUUACGAAAACUGUAAAUUCGCCUGUCGCGCUGAGUCUUACGGCGAAUUUAGCUGCUAGGCAUUCCGCCGCAAUAUCAAUCGGUGACAAGUUGAGUAUUCUUUCAAGCGCUGCCGUUGGAGUAGAUCUCAAUACACCUGUUGUACUAAGGGCACCAAAACGUUGA
Molecule: messenger RNA, 1186 nt
Organism: Anastrepha ludens (Mexican fruit fly)
Lineage: Eukaryota; Metazoa; Arthropoda; Insecta; Diptera; Tephritidae
Product: piggyBac transposable element-derived protein 4-like
Exons: 3
Coding region: 89-1186 (365 amino acids)
Source: RefSeq, a predicted model, not a curated record